CGUUCCGUAAACGCUUCAUUAUAAAGAAAAUGCUUUCUUGUAAAAUCAUAUAUUAAAAAGAUAAUUUAACCUCAAUAAGAUAAAAAAUUAUGUCUGGCAGCCUCAUAGAUAAAGUAUACAUCGGACUUGAUAAUGCUCCCGCAGCAUUCGACAUAAAAAGUCGUAUUCUUGGUCCAAAUGGAACUAAUUUAGAAUAUAUUAGAUCAGAAACAGGUGUUGUGGCUGUGUUAAAAAGUGACAAAUUUGAGCCUUUGCAUCUGGCUUUGCACCAUACAAGACAAGAAGCGUUAACAGCAGCGCGAUCGUUAGCGCAGAAUCUUAUCGAAACUAUUAGGGCGGAACUGGCGCAAUGGAGUGCUGCCCAAGCUGGAGGCCCUCCACCAGCAUUAAAUGUACCUCCACCGACUUUAACGACCACCGCGGCGCCUCCACCUGUGCCUCCUCCUGUUUCAACCGUCGCACUUUCAUCACAAUCCACCUUAACAACUCCACAUCCCACUGUGAUCCCUCCAGUAGUAACUGUAGCCCCUGCUUCCACACCACUGAUGACAGUACGGCAACCCACAGUACUUCAACUUCUUCCACAGCAACAAUAUGUACUUAACCAAGAAAACGGGCAGCUUAUACCUAUAGUUCAGCCUGGUGUACAGGUGUCUAAUGCCAAUUUUACUUCCCUCCCUAUAGCACAACACUUGGGCCUUCAGCAACCUAAUUUUGGAACUCAAUUAGUUGAUAUAGCUAGUAUGCAACCAGUUAAUGUGACACAACUACGUUUGAGUGGAGUACCGUCUUCCAUGUCUAUGAUUCUCCCUAACGGGCUAACAUUCCCUCAAGCUAAUCUGUCAUCUGCUGAUACAACCACUGUCAACUCUGCGAACGCUCCAGUUGUAUGUGCAGCACAAAGCACAAAUGCAUCACAGAAAAUCUUGUAUAGUACAGAUAAAGGAGAUAAAGAAGUGAAAUAUCACAUACAAGGGGCAGAUACAGUUCAAUGGGCAAUGCCAGGAUCACAAACUAUGCUUAUACCAUACCAGCAAUUACAAGAUUUGACCGCAGGGCAAACUGGAUUAACUAAUUUACAACCUCAACAAUUUGUGUCUAUUUCACCAGCAGGUAGUCUUCCACAAACAUCUUUGCCGUUAACAGCAGCCCAGUUGCAGCAGUUACAAACUGGUACUAUAAUGCAGCUCAAUCAAAAGCCAAUAGUGAGCAGUGGUUCUCUAAUAAAUAUAAUAUCGACCGGACAAGCAUCGUCACCACAGAUAUUUACAAGUACAUCAACACCCACAAAAAAUGUAUCAAACCAAGAAACACGAGGUCAAAAAAGAUUAUCUGAUGGGACACCAAGUCAGUUGCAACUGAGACCCAUUGCUCCAGCUGGGUCUCAUGUAAGCCAGGACAAGAGCUCGACGAGAGACGCGAGAAGUUGGACUUCUGCAGCAGCUAGAGACAACACCGUGGUCAGCAUGGGAAUGAAAAUCAAUCCAGCUCACGGCACCAUAAUUCAUGUGUCUUCUGGUCAACAAACGAAUGUUUCAGCGUCAAGCGUUAAUCAGGAUGGCACCGGAAUGUAUAUUCGGCAAAUAGAUCGAAACGCUAUACAGAUCCAAAGUAGCAAAGAUGGUCAGAAGCAAGAUCUGACUGCGAACAAGGUACAAAGUACGGCACAGAACGUCCAAAUGAUAACUGUACCUCAGGGCAUGACGGUACUUCAGAACCCGUUGAAUAUCGGCCAAAUGCCGAGCAUGCUCGGACAACACAAUAGCCAGGUGUAUAUGAUACCCACGAAUACCCAAAAUCUUGUCCAAGGAGGUUUACCUCCAGGCAUCAUCGGUCAACAAGUUCUCCAACCUGGGCAAAACGUGACAGUGAUGCAACCCAACCAAUUAGGGAUGCCUGCCGGGGUCCAAUAUAAUGUUCCCUUGAUGUCUAUGAAUAUGCCAACAAGUUCGCAGUACAUGCCCGCCGGCAUUAAUCUAAACACACAAUUGUCAGCACAACAGUUAAACGCCGCAUUAGCCACUCAACAGCUCAAUCAAAAUCUAGCAGUAUCUGGAACUAUACCGAUCGUACAGGCGGCAACGCCUUCUCCGAUGACGAAUCAAGCUCAGGGUAUAUCGGUGUCGCAAACUCCACCGGUUCAUCAAAUAGUGCAACAGAACUCUUACGUCACGCCAACAAGCCAAUACGCUAGUUUGCCACCGCAGUAUAUGAUGCAAGCGAAUACAGGUGCUCUAACAGUUCCGUCAAACAAUCAAAAUGUGCAAUACGCGCUACCGAACACGCAGACUGCUAAUCCACCGACAGGUAACGGUAACGGACAAUCGACAACGUCCAGCGAUACAGACACCACGAACGGAGCUACUGGUCAGGCUAAUUACAUAACUUCUUCGCAAGACAAUUAUCCGCUGACCGGGUCAACGCAAGUGCAAAAUGCCCAACAGAGUUUCACGGCCGACGCUUCGACGAAUCCGACGUCAGGGUUUACACCAGCCAGUCAGACUCCCACACCGACGAACUUCGCAGCCUCCAAUGGAAGCAACCCAUCUGCCUACAAUGUCAACCAAACGACGACUACUCAACCGCCGCCAAAUUAUAAUCCCAACGGUAACAACGGCACUAACCAAACUACAAACCAGAGCUACGGGCCAGCUUCAACUCCUAGUUCUCAGAACAAUACACAGACUAACUUCUCCCCGUCGACUACGCCGGCUCCUAAUCAAUCAUAUCCCGCGACAAAUCUCCCUAAUAUGCCGAACAUAGGCUAUCCACCGAAUCAGAGUUCUCAAAACCCUUAUCCAAAUGCGACAGGGCAAAACUUGGCGGCUUACGCAAAUAAUCAGUAUCAGUACACGAGCAGACCUUGGUUCAGGCCGCGGUACGGGUCUCCUCAGGGAUCACCGUAUAGUUCCGGCGCUGGACCUCCGAAUGGACCUCCCAUGCCUGUCCCUCCACCCUCUGGAAAUUACAACUACUGGCAGGACAGUUGAGAUUUCUAUAAUAUCAUCGACAUGGACGACCUCCAAUGACGAUGAGAAUUCAAAAGAAUCGAUUAAAUGAAAUAUCCUAUAAGAUUAACUAAAUUGUAGAUUUGUAUUUUUAUUGUCUAGUUUUGAUUUAGGAUAAAAGAGACUGCUUUAAAUAUACAUUUAUGAAAUGUAAAAAGUAUUAGAAUAAAUAAUGAAAUAUAAAAUAGAUGGUACCC
Molecule: messenger RNA, 3205 nt
Organism: Diatraea saccharalis (sugarcane borer)
Lineage: Eukaryota; Metazoa; Arthropoda; Insecta; Lepidoptera; Crambidae
Source: the annotation of a GenBank genome assembly